GCGAUUGCGAUUCCCACUCAGCCCUCCAGGCUCGAAACCUAACCCACCCGCCCGGGGAUCCCAAGCGGCGGCGGCGGCGGCCAUGGAGCCCUCCCCCGUCGGCGACGGUGGCUCGGCGGAGCGGUGGCGCGCGGAGGCGUCGCGGGCGUUCCAGCACUACCUGGACCGCGCGGCGCCGCACACGGCGGGGCGGUGGGCGGGCACGCUCGUGGCCGCGGCGGUGUACGCGCUUCGGGUCUACUACGUGCGCGGCUUCUACGUCGUCACCUACGGGCUGGGCAUCUACCUGCUCAACCUCCUCAUCGGCUUCCUCUCCCCCAUGGUCGACCCGGAGCUCGAGGCGCUCGAGGCCGGGCCCGGGCUCCCCACCCGCGGCUCCGAAGAGUUCAAGCCCUUCGUCCGCCGCCUCCCCGAGUUCAAGUUCUGGUAUGCCAUAACAAAAGCCUUUUGCAUUGCUUUCGUCAUGACCUUCUUCUCUGUAUUCGAUGUUCCUGUCUUCUGGCCAAUACUUCUCUGUUACUGGAUUGUGCUCUUUGUCCUGACAAUGAAGCGACAAAUUAUGCAUAUGGUCAAGUACAAGUAUGUCCCAUUCAGCUUUGGAAAGCAGAGGUAUGGCGGAAAGAAACGCCCUGGAGCCAGUGCAUCAAAAGAGUAAAGACCGGAGGGUCUUGUACCUCAAAGAGCAAAUGCCUGUGUUAUCUGUGAGGCAUUUUGCUGGCAUCAUGGUAUUUUGAGUACCAGCUACUGAUAGUGAAUGCACACCAUAUUCACUAGUGGAGUCUGCAGAGAAGCUAACCAGACUUUUGCAUUGGUUAAUGAUUCCUGUUUCACAAGUCGGUAGUUUAUGUACAAUGACAUGGAACAUAGCUAGUAAAUCAGAUUCUCAGUUCCUCUUGUGCUGUGCUUUUGUCGACAAGUUGUGGACCUGUUGAACUGUUGCAAAUCCAAAGCACGCGAAGACCGAGAAAAC
Molecule: messenger RNA, 970 nt
Organism: Zea mays
Lineage: Eukaryota; Viridiplantae; Streptophyta; Magnoliopsida; Poales; Poaceae
Product: RER1A protein
Exons: 3
Coding region: 83-655 (190 amino acids)
Biological process (GO): protein retention in ER lumen; retrograde vesicle-mediated transport, Golgi to endoplasmic reticulum
Cellular component (GO): Golgi membrane
Source: RefSeq, marked validated